UCCCUAGCAACUUACAACAUAGUAACCCAGCACUGACUGCAGUUCAACUACAGAUUAGUUUAAUUUGGCUUGCUAGUCCAAUUUUAACGAUUUCUGUAAUAUUUAAUUAGGAGUUUUUGUGUGACUUAGCAACAACAAAUCUAAGUUUCAUUAAUAUCCGGCGCAUUUGCUCUCCUGCUAAUGCGAACUUGUUCCCAAUUGCUAGCAUGACCUAACUUAAGUUAGCGUUAGCGUUAGCAUAAAACCGACGCUAGCUGCCUUUGAAAAGGUUAAUAGAGAGUGCCAUUCGCCAUUAAUGCUUGGCUAGCUCUAAUAAACCGAGGAUUUAGAGUGUUUGGGUGAGAAAUGUCUAGCUGUCGCAACGUUUUCCAGCGGGCCAGCCAGCUGUGGUCCAUGUUGAAUGGUCUUUGCCAGUGGGACCCAGAUGCCUACCGAAGCUUCGUUGAGAAACAGAUGAAAUCCGGAAUGGAGUACAACACGCCGCCUCGACUGGAGUCGUGUAUAAGCACAGACAUGUUGGAACCGCAAGGCCUGCUGUACAUCAACAUAUGCAGCUGGAAGCGUGUGCCAGGACCCCAGGACCCCAGCAAGCCAUUACCUGUGUAUGCUGGAAGCCUGGAAGCGGACACAAAGGAAGGUGGUCCCACUGUGGUGGACAUAGCAUUUAACCCUGAAGUGCUACAGAAAUGUAAGAAAAACAAGGCAGAGAUGACCCAGGUUUACAUGCUGGCUCAAAGCUUCGCCCAGCGUCACUAUGGGAUCCAGCUGGCUUCGUCGUACAUGAUAGUUAGCUCUUCCCCCAGAAAUAGCCCAGAGGACUUGCAUCGCCGCCUUGGCUUCCAGCAGCAGCGGGUGAACCCAGUCACGCAGUCAGACACAGCCAGUCCGAGCCCGGACUCCCUGCUUCAGCAGAUCACCUCUCUGCGCUUGGACAAAGAAAACACAGAGCUGCCAGCUGAUAUUGUCCGUCGGCCCGUGGUGCGCAAAAAGGGUUUGAUCGAGGUAAUCUCCUCGACCACGUUCAAGCAGCCUGAGAAGCCCGAGCACAGGCUGGAGGUGAAGGCUGACGCCGAGGGAUUUCCCUGCAAGCUGGAGCUGACUGUGGAGCUGCCCAAGAUCAGCUCCAUGUCCGAGUGGCAGCUCAAGAUGUCCAAGGAUGACGUCUUGUUGGAGGUGGAGGACGUCUACCUUUUGCUUCUGGACUUCCCAAAAGCUGUCAAUGAAAGCAGCGCGGUGGCCAUCUUUAACAAGACGAAUCGAAGGCUUACUGUGACAGCUGAUAUUUUGUGACGUGUCUUGUGUGCUGCCAGCCAUUGUUACUGACAUCACUAAUGAGGAACGGACUGAAGAAACUUGUCCAACUGAAAAUAAAGUAAAAUACUGAAAAAGCACAGAGCAAACUCCUCAGACUGGCAAAGAAAAAGCAAGAAAUGAAUGGUUGUAUAGACCACAGCUCCCCAAACACUGGUUUAUGUUGUUUUGUUUCAUUGUUUUUCUUUGAGCGUUUAUUCCCACUUUGAUCAGUGUCCUUGAAUGCAGCAUAGUUGUUAUGUCAGGUUAGUUUGAGCGAUGCAUAAUCUCAAGUUAAUUCAUGCUAGCACACUGCCUGGCACCUAUUGUCUGUAUUCACUUUGCGCUCUUUAUUCAAUGUUGUUUUAAGCUACUUUUCUGAUUGUGUUCAAUGCAGUGACAGGCUUUCAUUGUGAUGGACGGAAGUGUUGUCUUGAAUAGGGGUGUCCAUAAUGGGGCUCUUAGCUGUUUUGUUUUUUUUUUUAUUAUUGGCCCGCAGCAAAUUCUAAAAAUAUAAUUUAACAAGGGGAAAAAAAAAAAUCUAAAAAUCUGUAACUUUACAAGAAUAAAGUCAAAAUAUUACGAGAAAAUAAAUUGUAAUCUAACAAGAAAAAGUAAUUUUACAAGAAUAAUGUAAUAUGAGGGAAAAUAACAUUUUCAUAAAACUUGAAAAAAAAAUAUUAAAGUUGUAAUAUUAUGAAAAACAAACAGUUGUCAUUUUUGGGAGGGAUAUUAGAUUGCAGAAAAAGUUAUAAUACAAAAAUAAAGUCAAAAUAUUAUGACAAAAAAGUCCUAAUUAUGAGAAGAACUUACAAGAAGAACAAUAAAAUAGAAGCAGAAAUGGAAAGAACAGCUGUAAUUUUACAAGAGUAAAGUCAAAAUAUUAAGACAAAAUUCUAUUUUAAUGAGAAAAAAAGUUGCAAUUUUGCGAGAAUAAA
This is a messenger RNA of Dunckerocampus dactyliophorus (ringed pipefish), 2228 nucleotides long. RefSeq names its product PIH1 domain containing 2 (gene pih1d2). The transcript has 5 exons. Gene Ontology annotation, biological process: box C/D snoRNP assembly; rRNA processing. The coding region runs from base 346 to 1290 and encodes 314 amino acids. NCBI's taxonomy places the organism in Eukaryota, Metazoa, Chordata, Actinopteri, Syngnathiformes, Syngnathidae. The record is from RefSeq and is a predicted model, not a curated record. Gene Ontology annotation, cellular component: ribonucleoprotein complex; cytoplasm; R2TP complex.